AUGGCGACGACGGCGCGGCUCUGGAAGAAGCUCGCGGCGGCGCAGGUGACGAAGACGACGCCGCGCGUCGUCAGCAGCGGCCAGGGCGCCUACCUGACGAUUGGUGGCAAAGACUACCUCAACUUCUGCUCGUCGCACUACCUGGGCUUCGCCGAGGAGCCGCGGCUGAAGAAGGCGGCCCAGGACGCCAUCGAGAAGUACGGCCUCGGCACGGGCUACCGCACUUUGAGCGGCACGCACGCGAGCCACGUCGCGCUCGAGAAGGCCAUCGCCGAGUUCAAGGGCACGGAGGCGGCCGUCUGCUUCACGAGCGCCUACGCGGCCAACGCGUCCGCCGUCCAGACGCUGCUGGGCAAGGACGACAUCGUCGUCAGCGACCAGCUCAACCACGCGUCCAUCAUCGACGCCGUCCGCGUCGCGGGCGUCAAGAACAAGUUCGCCUACAAGCACAGCGACAUGGGCGACCUCGAGGCCAAGUUACAAUUGGCCCAGGAGCUCCAGAAGACGCCCAAGCCCGACGGCGAGCACCCGCUGAUCCUCAUCAUCACGGACGGCGUCUUCAGCAUGGACGGCGACCUGGCGAAGCUCCCGGAGAUCGUCGAUCUAGCGAAACAGUACGACGCGCUGACCAUGGUCGACGACGCCCACGGCGAGGGCGUGCUGGGCGCGGGCGGCCGCGGCGUCGUGAACCACUUUGGGCUCGAGGGCGAGGUCGACAUCGAGAUCGGCUCGCUCUCGAAGGCCUUCUCGGUCAUGGGCGGCUUCGUCGCCGCGAAGCAGCCGCUCAUCGACCACUACCUCAUGAACGCGCGCCAGCGCCUCAUGUCCAUCGCCCUCACGAUCCCCGACACGGCGGCCCUCCUCGAGGCCGUGUCCAUGCUCGGCGAGUCCACGACGCUCGUCGACAAGCUGUGGGGGAACGUCGACUACCUCAAGAAGGGCUUCGUCGACCUCGGCUUCGACAUCGGCCACAGCGAGACGCCCAUCAUCCCCGUCAUGAUCGGCGACGAGGACAAGGCCCGCGCCUUCUCCCAGCGCCUCUUCGAGGAGGGCGUCUUCGCGUCGCCCAUCGUCUUCCCCAUGGUGCCCCGCGGCACGGCCCGCGUCCGCGUCAUCGUCUCCGCGUCCUUCUCCCAGGACGACUGCGACGCGGGCCUCGCCGCCUUCAAGAAGGUCAACGAGGAGCUCAACGCCACCGCCGCGGCCGCCUAG
This is a messenger RNA of Aureococcus anophagefferens, 1212 nucleotides long. RefSeq lists its product as hypothetical. The record is from RefSeq and is a predicted model, not a curated record. Gene Ontology annotation, biological process: biosynthetic process. The coding region runs from base 1 to 1212 and encodes 403 amino acids. Gene Ontology annotation, molecular function: pyridoxal phosphate binding. Lineage: Eukaryota; Pelagophyceae; Pelagomonadales; Pelagomonadaceae. The transcript has a single exon.